AUGGCAUCCGACACAAAACGCCAGAAUGCAGGAGCAAGAGUGCCAGUUGCAUUGCCCAAGGGUGAGCCCACACAGCCAGCGGCAUCUUCUGUUUCUCAGGAUAUCAGUCUACAACAAGCCAUUGGAAGUCGAAUUCGCGUCAGUACGGCAGCGCCGAAUCAAUUAAACCUGGAAGGCACCGUUUACACGGCCGAUCCUCUAACCAAUCUCCUCGUGUUGAACACAAGCGCCACCGUCCCGACAGCAAUUAACUCUACUUCUCUUGUUGCCCCCGCAGGUGCAUACCGAAUUGUCCCCAUUUCUCAAAUCAGCAGCUUUCAACUUCUUGCCCUUCCUCAGCAGCCGACUGAAACCAACCACACCCCGGCCCUCAACACUGUCGAUACCAAUGCUGUUCAGUCUCGUCUUGCGAGAAACAUCUCCAACCAACAAGCAGCCCAGGCCCGUCUCGGUCCCAAGGGAACCACUACUACCGAUCAAGCACUCUUCGAUGCCUUGUCUCGAACCCAUCCGGCUCGCUGGUCUGGAAAUGUGAUGCUCAUAUCUGAUACCUAUUUGAUUGAGAAGCCCUAUGGGGCAGCAAAUGUUAAAUUUGUCGAGGGUCGGCACGGAGAUCUGGAGCGAAUGAAAAAGGUGGUUGAUAUGGAGCGACAAAAGAUCACAUUGAGACUGUCUAAAGGCAUGAUUGAUGGGAAACUGGGCUCGGACAACUCAAGUGGCAAGGGAGUUGCUCCCGCGGGCAUCAAGAAGGGUGGUUAA
Molecule: messenger RNA, 759 nt
Organism: Rhinocladiella mackenziei CBS 650.93
Lineage: Eukaryota; Fungi; Ascomycota; Eurotiomycetes; Chaetothyriales; Herpotrichiellaceae
Exons: 2
Coding region: 1-759 (252 amino acids)
Source: RefSeq, a predicted model, not a curated record